GUACAGUAUUUAUCAUCACACAAUUAGAAGGCACCAGAAAUCUUCUGUCUCAUCCACAAAAAUAUCCGAUUCACUCUUUCCCCUUAUCCUUAGCAAUUUCAGUGCUUUUCUGCAGUCAUGGCGGAAGGACACGUCGCCCAAUCAACCCAAGGCCAAAACCUCCCACUCCAAGACCGUGUAGCCAUUGUUACAGGCUCUUCCCGCGGAAUCGGCAGAGCAAUUGCCCUCCACUUGGCCUCUCUCGGCGCUAAACUCGUCAUCAACUAUUGUUCCAACUCCACUCAAGCCAACGACGUCGUAUCCCAAAUCAAUUCCACCUCCACUUCCAAUUCCCCACGUGCCAUCGCCGUCAAAGCCAAUGUCUCCGAUCCGGAUCAAGUCAAAUCCCUCUUCGACGCUGCAGAAACAACCUUCCAAUCUCCGGUCAACAUCCUGGUCAACUCCGCAGGCGUACUCGACCCAAAAUACCCGUCACUCCUAAACACAACCCUAGAGGAUUUCGAUCGCACGUUCCAUGUGAACGCGCGUGGAGCCUUCAUAUGCUGCAAAGAAGGCGCUAAGAGAAUAAAGCAUGGAGGAGGGGGAAGGAUUAUAUGCUUAACGACGUCGUUAGCUGCGGUGUUUAGGCCUGGGUACGGGGCGUACACUGCGUCAAAGGCGGCAGUGGAAGCAAUGGUGAAAAUACUGGCGAAGGAACUCAAAGGGACAGGGAUAACAGCGAAUUGUGUGGCGCCAGGAGCCGUAGCAACGGAGAUGUUUUACGAAGGGAAAACGGAGGAGAUGAUAAAGAGAGCAAUUGAUGAGUGUCCACAUGGAAGGCUUGGACAGACGGAGGAUGUUGCACCAGUGGUUGCGUUUUUGGCUGGUGAUGCUUCUGAAUGGGUUAAUGGACAGAUUAUUCGUGUCAAUGGCGGCUAUGUUUGAUUGUUUUGCAAGAGUUAAGCGUAUUUACUGCAGUUUCAAUUUGAUAUCUGUUUGAUUUUGUUUUA
This is a messenger RNA of Lycium barbarum (goji berry), 989 nucleotides long. RefSeq names its product NADPH-dependent aldehyde reductase-like protein, chloroplastic. Bases 118 to 924 code for a protein of 268 amino acids. NCBI's taxonomy places the organism in Eukaryota, Viridiplantae, Streptophyta, Magnoliopsida, Solanales, Solanaceae. The transcript is spliced from 2 exons. The record is from RefSeq and is a predicted model, not a curated record.